Messenger RNA from Symphalangus syndactylus (siamang), 3690 nucleotides. RefSeq names its product G protein-coupled receptor kinase 6 (gene GRK6). The record is from RefSeq and is a predicted model, not a curated record. NCBI's taxonomy places the organism in Eukaryota, Metazoa, Chordata, Mammalia, Primates, Hylobatidae. Gene Ontology annotation, cellular component: cytoplasm. Gene Ontology annotation, biological process: protein phosphorylation; signal transduction; regulation of signal transduction. Gene Ontology annotation, molecular function: ATP binding; G protein-coupled receptor kinase activity.
GGAGAGUGCGCGGCUGGCUGCGGCGGCCGGGGAGGCCGGGGAGGCCGCGGCGCGGUCACUGGGAGCCGAGCCGAGCCGCGCCGAGCCGCGCCGAUCGCCAUCCGGCCUCGGCCCUCGCGCGCGAUCCCGGCCGGCGGCGCGGCCCGGCGGGCCAGGCGGCGCCACAUCCCAUGGAGCUCGAGAACAUCGUAGCGAACACGGUGCUACUCAAGGCCCGGGAAGGUGGCGGUGGAAAUCGCAAGGGCAAAAGCAAGAAAUGGCGGCAGAUGCUCCAGUUCCCUCACAUCAGCCAGUGCGAAGAGCUGCGGCUCAGCCUCGAGCGUGACUACCACAGCCUGUGUGAGCGGCAGCCCAUCGGGCGCCUGCUGUUCCGAGAGUUCUGUGCCACGAGGCCGGAGCUGAGCCGCUGCAUCACCUUCCUGGAUGGGGUGGCCGAGUAUGAAGUGACCCCAGAUGAGAAGCGGAAGGCAUGUGGGCGGCGGCUGAUGCAGAAUUUUCUGAGCCACACGGGUCCUGACCUCAUCCCUGAGGUCCCCCGGCAGCUGGUAACGAACUGCACCCAGCGGCUGGAGCAGGGGCCCUGCAAAGACCUUUUCCAGGAACUUACCCGGCUGACCCACGAAUAUCUGAGCGUGGCCCCUUUUGCCGACUACCUCGACAGCAUCUACUUCAACCGUUUCCUGCAGUGGAAGUGGCUGGAAAGGCAGCCAGUGACCAAAAACACCUUCAGGCAGUACCGAGUCCUUGGCAAAGGUGGCUUUGGGGAGGUGUGCGCCUGCCAGGUGCGGGCCACAGGUAAGAUGUAUGCCUGCAAGAAGCUAGAGAAAAAGCGGAUCAAGAAGCGGAAAGGGGAGGCCAUGGCGCUGAACGAGAAGCAGAUCCUGGAGAAAGUGAACAGUAGGUUUGUAGUGAGCUUGGCCUACGCCUAUGAGACCAAGGACGCGCUGUGCCUGGUGCUGACACUGAUGAACGGGGGCGACCUCAAGUUCCACAUCUACCACAUGGGCCAGGCUGGCUUCCCCGAAGCGCGGGCUGUCUUCUACGCCGCCGAGAUCUGCUGUGGCCUGGAGGACCUGCACCGGGAGCGUAUCGUGUACAGGGACCUGAAGCCAGAGAACAUCUUGCUGGAUGACCACGGCCACAUCCGCAUCUCUGACCUGGGGCUAGCUGUGCACGUGCCCGAGGGCCAGACCAUCAAAGGCCGUGUGGGCACCGUGGGUUACAUGGCUCCGGAGGUGGUGAAGAAUGAACGGUACACGUUCAGCCCUGACUGGUGGGCGCUCGGCUGCCUUCUGUACGAGAUGAUCGCAGGCCAGUCGCCCUUCCAGCAGAGGAAGAAGAAGAUCAAGCGGGAGGAGGUGGAGCGGCUGGUGAAGGAGGUCCCCGAGGAGUAUUCCGAGCGCUUUUCCCCGCAGGCCCGCUCACUUUGCUCACAGCUCCUCUGCAAGGACCCUGCCGAACGCCUGGGGUGUCGUGGGGGCAGUGCUCGUGAGGUGAAGGAGCACCCCCUCUUUAAGAAGCUGAACUUCAAGCGGCUGGGAGCUGGCAUGCUGGAGCCGCCCUUCAAGCCUGACCCCCAGGCCAUUUACUGCAAGGAUGUUCUGGACAUUGAACAGUUCUCUACGGUCAAGGGCGUGGAGCUGGAGCCUACCGACCAGGACUUCUACCAGAAGUUUGCCACAGGCAGCGUGCCCAUCCCCUGGCAGAACGAGAUGGUGGAGACCGAGUGCUUCCAGGAGCUGAAUGUCUUUGGGCUGGAUGGCUCAGUUCCCCCGGACCUGGACUGGAAGGGCCAGCCACCUGCACCUCCUAAAAAGGGACUGCUGCAGAGACUCUUCAGUCGCCAAGUAAGCCCCAGCAGCAGCCUACCUGGGCCCCCAGCCUGGCUCCAGGGGACGGUGGGUGGGAGGCAGAGCCAGUGCCCCCAUGCGCUGGGAGUGGGCAUCCUCCAGUCCUGUUGUGGUGCCCAGGGUCUCUGGCCUCAUUCCCGCCUGUCCCCCACCCCUGGCUGGGCUCAUGGCCUCUUUUCUCUUUCCAGAGGUGAGCAGUGUGGGCUCCCCGUGGGUUGGCCUUGCUGCCUGGCCUCGGGGAGCCACGGGCAGCCCUUCCAUGGCAGAGGCAAGAUGUGGGAGAAAGAAGUCUGGUGCCCGCCCCACUCCCCCUGCCCACUGCUUUGAUUCCCUGCACCGUGGCCCCUUCGAGCUGCCAGCUUUGCUUAGCUUGUCUCCCUGUGCCGUCUCUGCCAGCCCCAGGGGAGAGGGCUGGGCAGAGGCCUUGCCCUGGCAGACCGUGGGAUCUACCCAGCCCCCUUACUUCAGUCUGUUGCCAGCAGCCUCUGCAAUGAUGCCCACCCGCGUGUGGCCUGAGCUGCUGCUCCAGGCUCCUCGUGGAGAGGCCCCUCCCCAGAGUGCGCCCCCCAGGCAGCUCCUGGCCUGCCCUGGCAGGGUCGGCCCCAUGUGAUGUCCCUCGUGGUUAAUAGCACCUGCUCUGCCUCUCUCCCUCCCUCCCUCCGUGUCUUCCCCGUCCCUCCAGGAUUGCUGUGGAAACUGCAGCGACAGCGAGGAAGAGCUCCCUACCCGCCUCUAGCCCCCAGCCCGAGGCCCCCACCAGCAGUUGGCGGUAGCAGCUACUCCGAGCGCCGUUUACAGUUUUGCACAGUGAUCUUCCCCAUUGUCCACUCAAGUCGUGGCCUGGGGAACACAGACGGAGCUGUCCCCAGUGUCCUCCGUCCCUCAGCCCCUGGCCUGGCUGAGUUUGGCAGGACCUAGGCCGUCCCUGGGACAAAGGUGCGUCCCUUCAGCUCUUCUCCGUGGAGCUCGGGGCUUUCUGUAUUUAUGUAUUUGUACGAAUGUAUAUAGCGACCAGAGCAUUCUUAAUUCCCGCCGCAGACCUGGCGCCCCCGCCUUGGCUCCUGGGGGCAGCCAGCCCUGGCUGGGAGAGCGGGAGCUGGCAGAGGAGCCACUGCCAAACUCAAGGCUCCUCUGGCCCAGCUUGGACGGCUGAGGGUGGUCACACCCCCGAGCCUUCAGCACUGUGUUGGCCACCCCUGGUCUCUGAGUAAGACUUGUGCCUGCCCCUGCUGCCCUGGGCUCAGGCUGCUACCCUCUGGGGCCCAAAGCUGUCCCUUCUCAGUGCUUGUCAGCGCUAGAUCUGGGGCCUCUGUAUGCCCUAGGCCUGUGCCAAAGUGGCCAGAGAUUGGGCUGCCUGUGAUACCCAUCAGCCCACUGCCCCGGCCAGCCCAGAUAGGUCUGCCUCUGCCUUCCAGCUCCCACAGCCUGGUCCCUGACACUGGGCUCUGUCCUGAAGACACCUCUUUCAGAAGCGCCCAAGCCCAGCCCCUAAGAGGAGGUGGGGCAUCCCUGGUCAACCCUCAGACAUUCCGGACUCCCCUCAUAACAAUAGACACAUGUGCCCAGCAAUAAUCCGCCCCUUCCUGUGUGCGCCUGUGGGGUGCGUGCGCGCGCGUGUGUACCUGCGUGGGUGAAGGGGAUAGGGCGAGGCUGUGCCUGUGCCCCAGGCCCCUGCCCUGGCCCUUCCCAGACUGUGAUGGCCAUCCUGGUCCCAGUGUUAGGGUAGCAUGGGAUUGCAGGGCCCCGUUUUUUCCAUAUUUAAAGCCAAUUUUUAUUACUCAUUUUGUCCAGUGUAAGCUGCCACGUGUCUCUGUGUGAAUACAGUCCGAGCACAAACCUG